This is a messenger RNA of Gasterosteus aculeatus aculeatus (three-spined stickleback), 7192 nucleotides long. It is a transcript of the gene slc4a3, whose product is annotated as solute carrier family 4 member 3. The record is from RefSeq and is a predicted model, not a curated record. Gene Ontology annotation, cellular component: plasma membrane. Lineage: Eukaryota; Metazoa; Chordata; Actinopteri; Perciformes; Gasterosteidae. Gene Ontology annotation, molecular function: solute:inorganic anion antiporter activity; monoatomic anion transmembrane transporter activity. Gene Ontology annotation, biological process: bicarbonate transport; regulation of intracellular pH; monoatomic anion transport.
CACGCCGUGGGCCGCUCUCGCCGUCGCGGCAUCUCUCCGCGCCUCUUUGUUUAGGUUUCGCUCCCCUCACCUCUCCUCCUCCACGCCGCCGGACUGCGCUCGGAAAUCGCAGGUUAUGCCACCCCAAAGGCUUGCUGGGUCCCCGGCCGUGAAAGAGAAGGGCUGAUCCCUGUCCUCCCCCCAGGCUCCCGCUGCUCUGCCCCCAUCUGCCCUCUCUGGCUUAUUCCCCUCUCCCAACACCACUGACCCCCCACCCGACCCCCCCCCACACAAACGGCCUCGCCUGGCAUCACCUGUAAGACUGUCCGUCCUGACACAUCGGCCUCUUUCUUUAGUUAAACCGCAGCCACACUAGCAUUUCCUCCCGCCGGGCCCCAUGGCUACAGGAGGUCAUGCCCCAGAGAUAGAUGUGUUGGACAACCUGCAACAGGAAGGUGAUGACGGAUCAGCAGAGGAACUGGAGGGAGAAGAGGAGGAGGAAAACUGGGAGAAAGCCUUGUCUGUGGAGCGCUUUGGAGACAUAAUCAGUGAUUCUGCUUCCACCACUGGAGACAGGAUGGGCCGCCACUACACCGAGAAAGACUUUGAAAAUCACAGACACACUUUUCACCAUACGCACCACCCCCUAUCCACCCACCUGCCCCUGCCCCAGCGACUACGCAAGAGGGUGCACAGCAUGGACAGAAGGCGCAAGAAGAAACGAAAGAAAAAAAAGACCUCUCUGCCCCCUUCCGACGUUACACCCACAAUCCACGAGGUAGACGAGGAAGCGGCCGAGUCUGAGACCGACGGACAGGGAGUGGCUGCCACACCCACGGAGCUACCUGACACCCAACCACAGUUUAGUUUGGGGAGCCAAGAGGACUUGGAGGAACCGCUUUCCCACGCCGCCUUCCACACGGAAAACGAAGAGCAUCCAUUGUCCAGGAAAACCUCACCCAUUCAGAUAAAGAAGGAGGCUCGUGAUGGGGGAAAUGCAGUUUUUGGACCGAAUGAGCAAGUGCAUGGAGAGGCUGGCAAUAGUGUGCCCCAAGGAUCGGAUCCCGUAAUCUCUACCGCAAACCGCACCUGGCUCCGUAGGAAGCCCGUCCAUCAUCGUCUGGUGGGCGCCCAGCGGAGCAAUUAUGACCUGCGGGAGCGGAUUUGCAUCGGCAGCAUGACUGCCCUGGAGACGGCGGUCUACCAGCAGGUGCCCACUGAUGAUGCAGAGGCCCAGAUGCUGGCCAGCGCCGACCUGGAUGACAUGAAAAGUCACAGAUUCGAAGACAACCCCGGGGUGAGACGCCACCUGGUGAAGAAGUCAUCGCGGUGUCUGGUGACCCGAUCGAACAGUUCCACACCACUAAGCAGCCUGAAAAAGAAGAAGAGAGCAGCGGAAAAGAAAACCCAUGAGCUGUUUGUGGAGCUGAAUGAGCUGAUUGUGGACAAGGACCAUGAUAUGCGUUGGAAGGAGCGGGCCCGCUGGAUCAAGUUUGAGGAGGACGUGGAGGAGGAGACGGACCGCUGGGGUAAACCCCACGUGGCCUCCCUCUCCUUCCGCAGCUUGCUGGAGCUUCGCCGCACCAUAACGCACGGUGCCGUCCUUCUGGACCUGGAGCAGAACACUCUGCCCGGCAUCGUCCAUCUUGUGGUGGAGACGAUGAUCAUUUCUGACCAGAUCCGAGCUGAGGACCGACCCGGUGUCCUCCGGGCUCUGCUUCUCAAGCACAGCUCUCAUAAGGCACUGGUCCAGUGUCCUCUGUCUGCCGGUCCCUCUGUUAAGCCAGAAUGCCACCCGAGUGAUCUGAAACAUCGUUUUCUCCGCCACCACUCGUCCAGCAGUCUUCAUGGCAGCUUCAAUCUCAACAAUGUCCAGGAAACCAGUUUGCCACUGGUGGCUGAGGAGCCGGAGGAGCACCAAGAUGGCAAAGGGGGGGUGUACGACCCAAAACAAGACGUGUUUGUCAGCCUGUUUAAAAAUCUCCACCCACUGCCCCCUGAGAGCCAUCCGGCUGCGGCCAGAUCGAUGAAACUCCUCGCCAAGAUUCCCAAAGAUGCCGAAGCUGUCAUUGUUUUAGUUGGCUCUGUGGACUUCCUGGAGCAGCCCGCCAUGGCCUUUGUCCGGCUGAACGAGGCGGUCCUUCUGGAGUCUGUGCUGGAGGUCCCCGUCCCUGUUCGCUUUAUUUUCGUCCUGCUUGGUCCAAGUCAGUCCAACUUGGACUAUCAUGAGAUUGGACGCUCCUUCUCCACGCUCAUGUCUGACAAGAACUUCCAUGAGGUGGCCUAUUUUGCAGAUGACAGACAGGACCUCCUGAACGGUAUCAAUGAAUUCUUGGACUGCAGCAUCGUCAUUCCACCCUCGGACGUGGAGGGUAAAGACCUCCUGAAGACUGUGGCUGACUUCCAGAAGCAGAUGCUGCGCAAGAGGAAGGAAAGAGAAGUCAAGAAGCAUCACUCCUCGUGUGGAAUGGAGCUCAACAACAAAGAGGUGAUUCCAGAGGAGGAGGAGGAGGGGGACCAGGAGGUGGACCCAUUAAAGCGCUCAGGGGUCCCUUUCGGAGGCCUGAUCCACGACAUCCGCCGCCGUUACCCGCUGUAUGUCAGCGACCUGAAGGAUGCCGUAGACAUGCAGUGCAUCGCUGCCGUAAUCUUCAUCUAUUUUGCUGCACUGUCGCCCACUAUUACCUUCGGAGGCCUGCUGGGGGAAAAGACACAGGGUAUGAUGGGAGUGACUGAGCUCAUCGUGUCAACGGCAACUCUUGGCGUCAUAUUCUCGCUUCUUGGUGGUCAGCCUCUCCUCAUCAUAGGCUUCUCAGGACCCUUACUGGUGUUUGAAGAAGCCUACUACAAGUUUUGUGAGGCCCAAAACAUUGAGUAUCUAACCGGUCGUGUGUGGAUCGGUUUCUGGCUCAUCUUCAUCGUGCUGCUGAUCGUGGCAGCAGAGGGCAGCUUCCUCGUUCGCUACAUCUCACCGUUUACACAGGAGAUUUUUGCUUUCCUCAUCUCCCUUAUCUUCAUCUAUGAGACUUUCUCAAAACUCUUCAAGGUCUUUAAGGAGCAUCCUCUGCUGGCAAUUUAUCCCGUUGAUUUAACUGGGACUGGGAAUCAGGAAGUUGAUGCCCCAAUCUACAACCAGCCCAACACGGCUCUUCUGUCUCUGGUUCUCAUGAUAGGCACUUUCUUUGUUGCUUUCUUCCUCAGAAAGUUCCGAAACAGUCGUUUCUUGGGUGGCAAGGCCAGAAGAAUCAUCGGUGACUUUGGAAUCCCCAUCUCAAUUUUGGUUUCAGUUUUGGUGGAUUACUCCGUGUCUGACACUUACACACAGAAACUCAAUGUGCCGUCUGGCUUCUCGGUCACCUCCCCCGAUAAGAGAGGCUGGUUGAUCAGUCCCUUUGGUGACAAGAAACCUUUCCCCACCUGGAUGAUGGGCGCAUCUGUUGUACCUGCCAUUCUUGUCUUCAUCCUGAUUUUCAUGGAAACCCAGAUCACUUCGUUAAUAGUCUCGAAGAAGGAGCGUCGUCUCGUUAAAGGCUCAGGCUUCCACCUGGACCUUCUUCUCAUCGUCAUUUUGGGUUCCAUCUGUCCUCUUUUUGGCCUGCCAUGGCUCACCGCGGCCACCGUGCGCUCCGUCACUCACGUCAACGCCCUCACCGUCAUGAGCAAAGCCACGGCGCCGGGUGAAAAGCCCGUGAUCCAGGAGGUGAAAGAACAGAGGAUGACCGGCCUUCUCGUGGCCGUCCUUGUCGGUAUGUCCAUCGUGAUGACGGACGUGCUCCGCCUCAUCCCUCUGGCUGUGCUCUUUGGCAUCUUCCUGUACAUGGGGGUCACCUCCCUGACGGGCAUCCAACUGUAUGAACGCAUGACCCUCAUGGUCACGCCCGCCAAGCACCACCCUGACCACAUAUACGUAACCAAGGUGAAGACAUGGCGGAUGAACAUGUUCACCAUAAUCCAGCUGGCAUGCAUCGUGGCUCUGUGGGUGGUGAAGUCUACGGAAGCCUCCCUGGCGUUCCCCUUUGUCCUCAUCAUGACGGUGCCGCUUCGACGCCUCAUCCUCUCCAGGAUUUUCGAGGAACGCGAGCUGCAGGCGCUGGAUUGUGACGAGGAUUCUCCCAACUUCGAUGAAGAUGGACGAGACGAGUACAACGAGAUUCACAUGCUUGUGUGAAUAUGAAAUUGGACCAGCUCUGACCAAUCAGAUCAAGCCUCUCUGGGAACCUCAGUGUCUGCGUAGUGGUGACAAAGCCAGAUGGUGUUUGUAAAAUAUACAAAAGCUACAGCUGGGUGUUUGUCUCUUACCUUGUCCUUUCUAAAAGAGCGCACAUAAUGUUAGAUCUGCGUGCUUGUGGUGGUGGAACAGUGCAAGUUUAGCAAAGAAAUGUAACUUACAUCAAAACUUUUCAUCCUGUCGAUCCCUUUAAUUACUCUGCAGGUUAUGGGAAUAAGUGCAAUGAGGAUGAAGAUGUUGGGCUAAAACAGACUGGAUCACUUCAACUUGCUUUUGUGCAGAAAGCGAGAGAAAGGCUUCAUUUGCUUUUAUUUCAUUACCAUCCAGGCUGCGGAUUUUCAUCAAAAUGCGUAAAGAUGUUCUGAAACUAAAUCUCUGAGCCGUGAAUUCCACAGCCUGUGUAGUUUAGCUGCCUCUUCCCUUUAUACUACUGCCAUUGCCUAUAGGUUGCAAUGAUGUGCAAACAAAAAGUUAAGUAGUCCUUUCCCUUUUUGUACAGACCUUCAGUAAUGAGCACUUUGAGUAAAAGUUCACUCUAGUUGUUGCCAACUGAGCUCCUCCUCUCUAAAUGUAGUCUUCCCUUGAAGCCAGAUUCUCCACAGAGACUGUGCAAGCCUCUUCAAGGGGUGUUUCUGUACAUUGUUAGGUGUUUUAUGCUCAACAUACCGGUCCACUGACCUCUUUACGGUGACCUUGGAUGUAUAAGUAAAUAGAUAAAAUGAUCUCAACCUUAUUUUUCUACUCUGUAGUAUUUAUUUUGUGACCUUUGUACUUAUUGCCAUGCCAGAUUCCCAGUGAUGUUUAGACUUCCAAUAGCUCAAAAAUGCUAUAAGAAUUAUUAUAAUAUUUUAAGUAGAGUGAGAGACACUUUCAGCCAUUAUUCUUUCGUCUUCUCAGUAAUAUUUCCACUUCGCUGUGCAUUUUUUAGGGACGUCAUGAAUAAUAUAGUAAGAGACUUGGCUGGAACGGCAUACAGACUGAGCUUUAGUGUUGGGAGGACAUAUGAGUAAUGCAUAGCACAGUAAGAUCGUGAGUCUGGAACCCCGAUGUACCGUCUGUGGUUCUUUUGAAAAACCAGGAGAUUUACUUUUCACCUCCCACACAGUGAGCCCACCAUAGAGAUCAAAUGACCAUUCAGUCCUGAGACACAAUCACAGACCUUACACUGCCGCACAGGAACACCAGCUGUAGAGAACUAAAAUAAGUCGUCAUGAGAGACUUAACAAGUCGCGGACAGAUUUGUGUGACGUUCUUAUUUAUGAAGAUGCGGAAGACAUUUAUGUGAUUUUGGCUUAAGGGCCAGGGAGUUAGACUCCACUCAGCAACUUUCCAGUCCAAAUAUUUCAUUUCAAAGCAUUCUACUUAUGGUGUAUUAGGUGUUAGACGGUAAUCACAAGGAGGCUUUUGCACACUGUCACUACUUUCUGAGUUCAAUAUUUUGUGUAUAAAUAUGUGAUUUUCUUACAGUAUGCACGCCCCUUCUAGCUUCUAACCCUGCAGCUUUCAUAUUUCUGCUUUUUCACCUCUACAUUGUAUCAGCUUCAAUAGUAAAUUCAUUUUAGGUAGAAUCAGGAAAAAGACAAUGUGUGGCAGCUGAAGAAUAGAAAACAAAAACAUGUUUUUUUUGUUUUUACCGGAUAAUUAUUAUUACUUUUGCAUGUAUACAAUCACCUACUGAAAACUCUAAAGUGCUUAAAAGUGAAGCACACUUUCAUUCAUACCUUCUAAAAGUUCAAGGUCAUCUGAGUAAUAUAGUAGUUUAGUUUUUUUUGUACGUAACCAGAUUAGUAUUUUUUGAUUUGAUUCAUUUCUUGAUUUAAAACGUCCUACAUUGUGAGCCAUACAAGAAUCUGUCUCAGGGGAAACUGACCUUCGAUCUGUAAAUAUUGCUUCCGAGCCUUUAGUUUGUUGUCUUUUGUGUGUACAUAGAGCGGUCUAGGCCAUCCGUCACUUGCGAUGUAAAAUUACAGGCUUUUUGUGUUAUACAUUGGAUAAAAUCAAGAGAAUAAUGUGUAUACUUCAGCAAUGUGGCAUGGAAUUAUGCAGAAAAUGAAUCCUGUGUUGUUCAUGUGAAGCAUACACCUGCUGUGGUCUUAAUUCUGCAGCUGCCCUAGUUAAUGAAUGACAGGAUGUGGUUUAGGACGCUUUAGGAGAGUUAUUUAAAAUACGCUUUAUGGAUCUUUCCACCACGUGUUAUAUUAAAGAGUUUACAAAGACUAGAAGAGCAAACUGAGAGCAAAAAACGUACAAUACGUUUACUCCAUUAUACUCGGCCCCACUGACGUUAUUGAAUGUAAAUGUUUGGCAUCUUUAGGCAAAUGACCGAUGUGUGUCAGAUUGAGCUUAUUCCAGUAUGCGUAGGUCCAACAACAGCUACUGAGGGAAGGAAGAAGACAUUAGCAGUUGAGCACACAGGAGAUGUUGUGUGCCAGAUACCAGCAAGGCACACUGAGGCAAAAUUACAUUUAGCAAACUUAAAAUAAUUUAAGAAAACAAUCCCCCUAUAUUCAAUCUAUGGUUUUAUCUCUACCUUAUUUUGUAUUGUUUGUCAAACAAUCAUUUUAACAGAGAUUCAUACAUUCUUUUCCAAAAGCGCUUUCCCCGUUGUUACAUUUGAAUGCACAUUACCACCAUACUCCAUUUUUCAAUAAAAAAUUGAAAAAUGUGAUACAGUUGGCAUGUCUCACUUCACACUCCCGAAAGGCAAACGGAAAAAGACGCACACAUUUAAAAGCAUUGCUUCCUCCCCAGCGCUACCAGUGGGGGAAAAAUGGUUCCUUUAAGGCCACAUUAUUUAAAUGUCUUAUAACCAAAACACCAUAUAUUUAUUUUUCUUGAUGUGUAUUUUAUUACAAUCACACAAGAUGCAAUGUUAUGACAAACUAGUAUGUACCGAUUGAAUGCAGCAGUGCAUAUUUUGUACAGGCAGAUGCAGUAUUUAUACGAGAUUGUAAAGAUAAAUGUGACUUUUUAUUGAAUGAUGAA